Messenger RNA from Lolium perenne, 2753 nucleotides. Its product is annotated as protein terminal ear1 homolog. The record is from RefSeq and is a predicted model, not a curated record. Lineage: Eukaryota; Viridiplantae; Streptophyta; Magnoliopsida; Poales; Poaceae. Gene Ontology annotation, molecular function: RNA binding.
CUUCUUCCUCCCGAGACCGCCCCCUCCCUCCCUUGUUCCUGUAGAGUUCCAAAUAAAAGCCCACCUGCUUUCUUUUCCCGCGACCAUUUCCAGAAAAAGAGCUCACACUCCCACUCUCUAUCUCUCUCUCUCUCUCUCUCUCUCCUCACCCACACACGGAGCUAAGCAAGAGCCAGGGCCGAGAGAGGAGGGACCGCUCAAGUACAAUUCUAGCCUAGUUUGUUGAUCGCAGUUUGGUCUCCCGACCGAGAAUGAAUCCCUAGAAUCUUCUAGUAGAUCUUACGUCUACCACCACCUCUGCUUCUCUAAUUUAGGUCUCACGUACCCGAGCCAUGGAGAGAGGAGCAGGGAGUGGCAUCGGGGGCAUGCCGGGCGCUCCCCAGAACAUCCUGGACGCCGGAGCUCAGGAAUACUACCCCGCCAUCGCCGCCGCCUACCCGUUCCCGCCGCUUCAGCACCAGCAGCUCUGCUGCCCUCCAGUGACCUACCCGGUCAUGCCACCACCCGCUCCGAUGCAGAUGCCGAUGCCUAUGGCCAUGCCCAUGCCCAUGCCGCCGCCGCAGACCGUCGCGAUUUCGCAGCAAUUCGGGAUCCCCAUGCCGGCGGCUACCGCGACGGCGUCGGUCGACGGACCGCCGAGCCGCGCCGUCGUCCUCAGCCUCCUGCCGCCGCACACGCCGGAGGCCGAGGUGGCGCGCGCGAUGGCGCCCUUCGGCGACGUGCGCGCCGUGGACUCGCUGGCCCUGGCGUCCGAGGGCGUGGCCACCGUGCACUUCUUCGACCUCCGCGCAGCCGAGCGCGCUGUCACCGCCGUGCGGGAGCAGCACAUGCGGAGGCAGUGCCUCCUCAGCCAGCACUACGCCGCCAUGGGCGCCUGGCCUCCCCAGCAGCAGCCGCCGCCGCCGCCCGUGGACUGGCCCCAAGACGACGGCCUCGGCCUCGGCCUCGUCCUUGGCCAGGCCGUCUGGGCCAACUUCGCCGCCGGCUGCUCCCUGCCGGACGGCGGCCCCAACGGCGGCUCCCUCAUCGUGCUCAAUUGCCUCCCGGACGUCUCCCUUUCCGAGCUCCGCCAGGCCUUCCAAGCCUACGGUGACUUGAAGGAUGUGAGGGAGCCGGCGCAUCGGUCCAGCCACAAGUUCUUGGACUUCUUCGACUCGCGCGACGCCGCUCGCGCGCUCGCUGAGCUCAACGGCCGGGACUUCUUCGGCCACCGGCUCCUCCUCGAGUACACGCGCCCAUCCAUCCCCGGUGUCCGCGGGCGCGCGCACGUGCCGCAGCGGCCCAUGGCCCCGACGCCGCCGAGGCUACAAUCAACGUGGCGUCCCUUGCCGGCUCCGGCUAAACCGCCCCCUCCGGCGCCGGCGCCGCCGUCGUCCGGCGCAGGCAAAGCGAGGGAAGGGGUGGUGCUACUGAGGAGGAGCUCCCCUAAGUCCAGUGCGAGCGAUCCGUCCAAGGGUGGCAACAAUGCCGGCACGAGCCAAGAACGGAAGGGCAAACGCGGGAAGAACAUCACCAUUGUCGUCAACGCAACGUCGGCUUCGCCUUCCGAGUCGCCGUCGCCGGCGUUGGCGUCCGGCAAGCAGCCGUGCACGAAAGCAGUCGGCCGCUCAGGGAGCUGGCGAGGCCCCAAGGGCUGGAGACACGGCUGGGAGACGCGCUACGAGUUCAAACAGCCCGACGCCGACAACAACGUCGCCACUGCCGGAGCAGCCACCGACAGCAGCACGCAGGAACCGGAGACGCGGACCACCGUGAUGAUCAGGAACAUACCGAACAAGUACAGCCAGAAGCUGCUGCUGAACAUGCUGGACAACCACUGCAUCGAAUACAACAAGAAGAUCGAGGCCGGCGGAGGCGAAGGCGAGUUUGAGGGCCAGCCUUUCUCCUCCUACGAUUUCCUCUACCUCCCCAUAGAUUUCAGCAACAAGUGCAAUGUGGGGUACGGGUUCGUGAACUUGACCUCGCCGGAGGCAGCCGUGCGGCUGUACAAGGCGUUCCACAAGCAGCCAUGGGAGGUGUAUAACUCGCGCAAGAUCUGCCAAGUUACAUAUGCACGCUUGCAGGGCCUGGAGGCGCUCAAGGAGCACUUCAAGAACUCCAAGUUCCCCUGCGACAACGACGAGUACCUGCCCGUGGUCUUCUCGCCGCCGCGCGACGGCCGGCAGCUCACCGAGCCGGAGCUCCUCGUCCCCCGCACGCCGGUCUCGUCGUCGUCCUCGUCGCUGCCUGCCAACGUAGAUCCACUGGCGCUAGAGCUCAUGGCGCCACCCUCGUCUUCCGGCGACGGCGCGUCCUCCACAAUGUCCACCCACGCCGACGAGGACGUCCGCGGCGGCGACGGCAGCAACGAUGAUGACGACGACGGGCUCGGCGAGGAGCUACAGCGCCUAGGCUACACCGACUAGGUAGGCAUGCAGGCAGCCUGCGUAGCUAUACGAUCUCGUGAUCCAUGUAGCAGCAUUUGCUUCGAGAAGUGGCCGAGACAAGGCAACAACAAUCAUAGUUGCUGCCAAAGCGUAUCUCUGGGUGGGAUCUGCGAGUGAAGUGAAGAGUCACACAUUUAUGGCAUGUGAAUCAAAAUGGAACGACGACAGGAGUGUGGGAAAUGACUCGAGAAAAGAAGCGAUUUGAUGUCUGUUUCGAUGGACAGAUAGAGAGAGACUAUCAUCGUCGCCGUCGUCAUUCAUUCUUAGCUUGCAUGCAGGCGGAGACGUGUUCUUGUGGUUUUCGAUUUGAAGUAUCCAUCUUUGAAA